This is a messenger RNA of Brugia malayi, 2460 nucleotides long. RefSeq lists its product as uncharacterized. Lineage: Eukaryota; Metazoa; Nematoda; Chromadorea; Rhabditida; Onchocercidae. Gene Ontology annotation, molecular function: actin filament binding. The transcript is spliced from 15 exons. Gene Ontology annotation, biological process: cell migration; cortical actin cytoskeleton organization; regulation of cell shape. The record is from RefSeq and is a predicted model, not a curated record. Bases 1 to 2460 code for a protein of 819 amino acids. Gene Ontology annotation, cellular component: cytosol.
AUGGCAGCAAAUGAUCUGACACAGCAAAAUCCAUCGUCAUCGUCACCUUUACAACAGCAAGCGCAAAUGGCAUUGCAGCAACAACUCGAUACUUCAACUGAUGCUGGUGGUACUAUUUCUGCAACAUCAACAACAAGCCCUAAUGGCUUGAAUGCUGAAUUGUUUCACUGCUUGACGCAGAAUUUAUUAGCAACAACGGCAGCAGGUACUAGCGGCCAAUCGCAAACAACUAAUGCCGCAGCUGGAGCUUCCGUUGCUGCUGCGUUUGGACUGUCCAUACCGGAUGUAUCGAUGAUGUACGGUAACGUCAACCUGUACAAUCUUUUCAAUCUUAACUUGCUAACCGAAUCACAACAAAGCCAGCAGCAGUCAUCAUCAUCUCUUCUGACUGAAUAUCUCAGGCAACGAACUGUGGAAGCCAGCGCUCGACAACAUCAACAACGGCAACAGCAGCGACAUCAGCGCACUUCGAAGGAAAAGAAGCGUAGCUAUCCCUGCAGUUUUCAGUGGUGUGAGUUAUGCUUGAGAGAAGUACACAGUUCGAAAUUGCCAUGUCACAUAAGGCAACAUCAUGUGGCGCAACCGAUGUUUAUAUGUCCACAAUGCAAAUUUAGCUCAAGUUAUUCAAAGAACAAUGUCAAAAGUCAUAUGUCAACAGUACAUGGAUUAACUGAAGAACCAAUUAGCCAUAUGGAAGAGUAUGCAGAUGAAGUGGAACAGUUAAUGAAACGAUGUUUUCCAACUGUUCGUGGUCGUGGUCGUCCGGUACACAGUAAUAUUCGACCAUCAACUGCUUCUUCAUCCUCAACAAUUAAUACGGAAUCUUGUAACAACUCAAGAUGGAAUAGCAUUAGCUCUGUAGCAUCAGCUAGUAAAAUCUCACAGACUCGAUAUACUCAUAGUUAUCGUCGCAGGAGUAUCAAACAUUCGGCACAUGAAAUGACUGCUCAUGACCAUUAUUCAUCGAUCAGCAAUAAACGGAUUAAAAAUGAAAAUGUUUAUCAGAACGAAUCGGAAGUAACCAUUGGUCAAGCGCCUAUUAAUAUUUCGGGUCAAAGUUCACCAAGCGAGGAGGAUUCAUCCAGCACUAGCAAUGUUCCACAUAAUAGUAUCAAAGGCUCUUACAAUAAAAAUAUCAGUUGCAGUAAUAAAACUAACAGUUAUUAUGGUUAUCAUAGUGGAACUAAUGGCUACAGUGAUAAGUGCACAUUGACUAACUAUCAAAAUGAAGCUGAUCAUAGUGAAACAAUUGCAAAUGAAAGUUCACCAAGUUCAUCAGAGCAUGUUAAUCAUGAUGCGGAAUUGGAGACAGAAUCAAAUGAUUCGAGUAUUCAAGAUUUUGAUGAGGAAGAACAACCAUUUGGACAUAUCGAUCAUAUUCAUCCUCGCUAUCUUCCACAAAAUGUCAACUGGUGGAUCCUGACUAAUGACCAACUCAAAGGGACUGUUUUUGAAAGUUUUCGACUAAAUGAAGUACUUCACAAAUUUCAACGACAACCAUGCAAGUUAGAUGGUAAAUUUUUUAUAACAGAAGAACAACUCAGACAGGUGCAGAAGGUUAGGCAACAACUAUCUGUUGAUUUGACAAAACUUCGUGAUGCACUUUACAACUUGGAUCUGAAUACCUUACCGAUAGAGCAGGUUGAUUUAAUUGCAAAUAUUGCACCAACUUCAAUGGAUGUGUUCUAUUUGUUGGAUUGUGAAAGUGCUAAUCCUACUGCGGUAGUUGGGGAAAAUGAACAAUUUCUAUUAAAGCUUGCAAAAAUCGAUCGGAUAGAAGAAAAGCUGCAUGCGAUGUCAUUUAUGGGACAUAUUAACAGUCGUGUCACGGAGAUCCUGAAAAGUUUUGAAGAUCUCACGAAUAUUAUGAAGACUUUGAAGAAAAAUCGUGGGUUUCGUGCUUUGUUACGUGUUGUUCUUGUCUUCAUGAAUUUUAUCAUUGGAGAUUUUACGGCUAGAACAAUUCGAGGCUUUAAGGCAUCAGAUCUUACAAAAAUAUGUGCCACUGAAGUAUGUAACUCACCAAAAACAACAUUGCUAAAUAUUGUAGCAUCGUCUACUAUUUCGGAAUUUCCUGAAGUUUGCGUCUUUCGUGAUACUCUUCCGGCACUAGAGAAAGCAUCACGAGUGAACUUCCAAGAACUUUCUGCAACAGUACGACGCUUCGAACGGGACUAUUUGCGAUUUGAUCUAGAAGCGAGCCGUUUAAAUAAUAAUGCCCAAAUGGCUGGAUAUAGAGAAGCAAUUAGAAAUAAAGUAAUGGAAGUGAAGAGUAGCUAUCGUGAAUGCAAGACUGGCCUCUGCAAAACGAUGCGUUUCUUUGGCGAAUUGGUAGAUGAAGAUAUUGGUCCCGAGAUUCCGGAAACAUUUUUCGCCAGUAUUGCUACUUUCUAUCGUCAGCUUCAACGGGCCUGGAUUGAUGUACAUCUACAUGGUAUCUCAAUGACCAGCACCAUUUGA